AUGUCUGAAAGUUACUCGGUGAUCACAGCUCCUCAAGUUAAGCUUACAGUUACCAGUAGCAUCAAUUCAUUUUCGUCUCUCAGGCGGUUUUCAAAAAGUUUGACUAUUGCUGAUCUUAAGUGCAAGUUGGUGAUGUUGACUGGGGCCACUCUGAACAUGACUUUAGAGCUUUAUAAAGACAAAAAGUUCAUAUGUAAUAUAGAUGAUGACACAGCACUCCUUGGAUCUUAUCCUGUAGAUGAUGACAUGAUUUUACAUGUCACUGAUACAAAUGUGCAAUGUGGAGAAUUUGAAAGUGGAAAUGUUGAAGAUCGAUAUAAAAUUUCUGAAGACGCUUAUGCCAAACAAAAAGAUAGCUUUCGAGCUUUUAAAGAACAGAAUUUAAAAAAUAUGUACCAGGCCAAAGAUCAAAUGGAGGCAAAAAAUCAGGAAGAAAAAGAAAAAGAGGAAGAAGAGAAAGCAGCAACUAUCAAGAUUGAUGAUAGAUGCGAGGUUACUGUGAAAAAUCAGCCCAAAAGAUUAGGAACAGUAAAAUAUGUAGGCUUGACAGAAUUCCAACCUGGAUAUUGGGUUGGAGUCCAAUAUGAUGAGCCAUUUGGGAAAAAUGAUGGCAGUGUUAAAGGCAAAAGAUAUUUUGAAUGCAUGAUGAAGUAUGGUGGCUUUGUGCGGCCAAGCAAUGUGACUGUUGGUUACUACCCAGAAGCCAAUGAAUUAGAUGAAUUCUAA
This is a messenger RNA of Acanthosepion pharaonis, 726 nucleotides long. The record is from the annotation of a GenBank genome assembly. Lineage: Eukaryota; Metazoa; Mollusca; Cephalopoda; Sepiida; Sepiidae.